CAUGGCACGCACGUUGCGAGCACCGCCGGCGGCCGCGCCUACGGCGUCGCCAGCGGUGCGACCAUCGUCACGGUGCAGGUCCUGUCCUGCGGCAACACUGGCUCCUACGCACAAGUCAUCGCCGGCAUCGACUGGGCGGUUGAGGACGCGGCGGUGCGCGGCUUGCCCGCGGUGAUCUCCAUGUCACUCGGCGGAGAAGGCCGCGGCCAGUUCGACUCCGCAAUCGACGCGGCCUACGACGCUGGCGUUCUUACUGUAGUCGCUGCGGGUAAUGAGAACGACGACGCGUGCAAGUACUCGCCGUCGUCCACUCCGGCCGCCAUCACGGUAGGAAGCAUCAAACAGGGUGACGUCAAGUCGUCAUUUUCCAAUCACGGCGCUUGCGUCGACAUCCAUGCUCCUGGCAGCCUCAUCCGAGCGGCAUGGGCCGAGUCGGACAAGGACGUCAACACGAUAUCUGGCCUCACUCGCCGAGCCAGCUUCUGCCUGCUCUUCCUAUGA
Molecule: messenger RNA, 501 nt
Organism: Emiliania huxleyi CCMP1516
Lineage: Eukaryota; Haptophyta; Isochrysidales; Noelaerhabdaceae
Exons: 2
Biological process (GO): proteolysis
Molecular function (GO): serine-type endopeptidase activity
Source: RefSeq, a predicted model, not a curated record